Molecule: messenger RNA, 630 nt
Organism: Paraglomus brasilianum
Lineage: Eukaryota; Fungi; Glomeromycota; Glomeromycetes; Paraglomerales; Paraglomeraceae
Source: the annotation of a GenBank genome assembly
AUGCGCUUUGUGGUAUUCGAGUAUUUUAAUACAACGAAAUUAAGCCCCGAAGAGAUAAUGCGGCCUAGAUUAGAACAACUUUGGGCGUAUCGUGUCAACGGAAUGGUUCGAGAUUUGUUUAAAUUGGCUAACGGACAAGGAAUAAUAUAUAUGUUGGAGGCCGCGAGCAUGGAUGAAGCAAGAGAAUUAAUUGGCUCUCUCAUACCUAACACAGGCCUUUUGUCCACCUUCGAAUUCUACGUCCUCAACGAAUACAGGGGAUGGCAACGGCUAUUUCGCAGUAAUGAUAAAGAAAUUAAGGAUAAGCUCAAAAAUCCAUUACCAAUUUUAUCAAAUGGUCCAAAACAGUUUGUGGUGGGCAUUGCCAGAUUCAACGAGAACUUUACUCGAGAAGUAUAUGUUCACUUAGCAAAGGAACAAUCAAUUGCGGCAUGGCGCCUCUAUAUGUCGGGUGUAUUGACUGAAAUAUAUGCUAUACCGGCUCCUUUGGGUGUAUGCGUUAAGCUUUUAGUUAAAGACGUUGAAGAAGCCAAGGAAUAUUUCAAAGUAUUUCCAUUCGAUGAAGCCGGAAUACUCGCAUGGACUUUUUUUCAAAUACAGCCCUUUGAUUUUUGGACUCUAUUGAUGUGA